Blepharisma stoltei is the source of this 2199-nucleotide messenger RNA. The record is from the annotation of a GenBank genome assembly. Lineage: Eukaryota; Ciliophora; Heterotrichea; Heterotrichida; Blepharismidae.
AUGGAAAAUCAACCAGUUGAAGAUACAAUCUCCACCUCUACUCGUCUCCGUGCAGAAACAGCCAAAGCCUACAUCGAGCAAAAAAUUAAUCGCCUGAAAUCUGAAGAACAGAAGAAGCGAACUGAGUAAUUUUCAUGCAGAUGAGAACUCUUGAAAAAACGAAUGGAAGAAAUGAGCCUUUCUGGGACUGAACAAGAAAUAAUUAAACAAGAAAUCCUUCACCAAGAAGCUGAAGAUUUAAGAAUCAAACGCCAGAAAAUCACGGUUCACGAUUUUGAGCCAAUUGCAAUCAUUGGAAAAGGCGCUUAUGGAGAAGUCAGACUGUGCAGGGUUAAAGCGACAGGAGAAAUUGUAGCAAUGAAAAAAAUGAAAAAAUCAGAAAUGAAAUUUAAAAACCAAGUCAAACAUAUAAAGGCGGAAAGAGAUAUAUUGGCGAGGGCGAAUAAUGAUUGGAUUGUCAAUUUGAAAUAUGAGAUUUAGAAAGAUUGAAUGCUUUAAUUAGAUUUUUUUAAAUAAAAAAUAUUGGCAUUAGAUAAAUCAUUUAUUAGCAUUAAAUAUUAUACUCAUUUCAAGAUGAAAAUUAUUUAUAUCUCUGCAUGGAAUAUUUGCCAGGAGGAGAUUUGAUGACUUUGCUGAUGAAAAAAGAUAUUUUAUCAGAAGCUGAGGCUAAGUUUUAUAUUGCAGAGAUUAUACUAGCUGUCGACUCAGCUCAUCAGUUGAAUUAUAUUCAUAGAGAUCUCAAGCCAGAUAAUGUCCUAUUGGACCCAACUGGCCAUAUAAAGCUUUCUGAUUUCGGGCUAUGCACAUUUGCAGUAAUCUUUAUUUAGGAAGUCAUCCCUUCAAGCUUUUCAUUAAUUCGAUCUCAAGAAGAUCCAGAUUUGCCUCAGCCUUCCCUUGUAACAAUAUCUUGUGAAAAGCCAAAUUUCAAGCGACAAAGGCAUUUAGCAUUUUCCACUGUAGGGACUCCAGAUUAUAUUGCUCCUGAAGUGUUUAAUCAGCAAGGCUACAGCGAAGCUGUAGAUUGGUGGUCAGUCGGCGUCAUUUUAUUUGAAAUGCUUGUAGGCUACCCUCCAUUUUACUCAGACGAUGCCUCUACGACAUGCCAAAAAAUCAUGCAUUGGAGGCAAACCUUAAGAAUCCCUCCUGAGUCAAAUGUAAGCCCUGCAGCUGCUGACUUAAUAUUAAGGCUUUUGAGAGAUAAAAAUGAUAGAUUGGGGAAUGGAGGUGUUAGUGAAAUAAAAUCCCAUCCAUUCUUUAAUGGAAUUAAUUGGGAUUAGAUUAGAUUAGAUUACGCUGGGUAUUUAAGGUCCCUACUACGUCCGAGGAAGCAUUCCACGGUUUCCCGUGUGGUGGUAGAGCGUUCACCAAGCCCGGGCCGAAACCCCCCGGUUUCUCGGUAGAGGCAAUGUCAAGGGCCGUCUUAUACCGGCUUCGCUGACCGCCUCCAUUUCCAACUUGGGUCGUCGCCUAAGUUUACGCCAACACACUGCCGCGUCGUCCGCCAGAUCUACCCAUUGAAGGGCACCUUGUCAACUGGAGAGACCCCCGUUUAGUUGUCUAACUGGCCUUCCCCUCUUUUCCGGUCAUCCCGAGUAAGAACUCAACAGCUUUCGCCAUUCGGGGCGAGCCACAAAAGCAGCUUAGGCAGGUAAGUCGCCCUGCCUCAUUUCGGGCACUCACUGGGCUGAGCGCUACUGGCAAAAAGAAGUCACGAGUAACUGCCCAUGGGUCUGGUCGCAAAAAUAGCGGCUUUCGCGCUUAGGCCUCUCGCUUCGAGGUCCCAGACGUUGUUGGGCUAACUCCUGGCUCCAAAAAACCAUGCCCGGAUAUACAUGGGUAACCACCACUGAGAUCGUGGGUCGGUCGCCGUCAGCCAUUUUAUGUAUAUGAAUUAAUUGGGAUAAUUUAAGAAAUGUAAGAGCUCCUUAUAUCCCUGAAGUUGUGGGAGAAGUGGAUACCAGAAAUUUUGAAAAUUUUAAAGAAGAUGAGCCGUUUUAUCCAGAGCCAACAGAAAGGAGCUUAAGGAAAGAUUUUGAUUUUAUUGGGUACACUUAUAAACAAGAAGAGCAUAGAGACCAUUUAAUAAAUGCACUGCAGGAGCUAGAAACCUUGAGGAGCUCUGAUGGAAGUGUUCAAGAUAAGGUUAGACUAUGGCAUGGGCAUUCAAAUGUGAGGUUAAUUAAUAAUGAUGGCCAAUAG